CUCAGAGAGAAAGAAAGUAUGAUUGAUAGGGAAAGAGAGAGAGAGAGAGAGAGAGAGAGAGUAAAAAAAUAAUAGAUUAUUAGGACACGAUUGUCAUCUUUUGUGGUGUGUCUUGUGUGCGCUCUCCUUCUUUUCUUCAUCGAUUGAUCUUCUUUAUUUAAACCUACUCUCUUUCUCUUUUCCCAUUCUUUCUAUCAUUCCCUCUCUCUCUCUCUCUCUCUCGGGAUCCGAUAUCUCUUUCAAGUAACCUAUUCCCGAGGAGCACUGUCAAAUCCUGUCCACUCUUCUUUCAGGGAUCUCUGUCUACUCUUGUGAUCAAGUGUUCAAACUUCUUUAGCUAUAGCAAGUACGAGGGGAUCAUACAAUAGCCGUAACUUAAAGCUUUGUUAGAAGCUAUUGAAAAGGUUUCAGCUGUAUCAUCCUGCAUCUAGAGUUUCUUCAGGUCAAUUAAUCGAUCAAGAAGACUAAAGGAUGAAUUCAUUUUCCCAUGUCCCUCCGGGUUUUAGAUUUCACCCGACAGACGAAGAACUUGUAGACUACUACUUGAGGAAAAAGGUUGCAUCGAAGAGAAUAGAGAUCGAUUUCAUUAAGGACAUUGAUCUUUACAAGAUUGAGCCAUGGGAUCUUCAAGAGUUGUGCAAGAUUGGGCAUGAAGAGCAGAGUGAUUGGUACUUCUUUAGCCAUAAAGAUAAAAAGUAUCCCACCGGAACUCGAACCAAUAGAGCAACGAAAGCAGGGUUUUGGAAGGCAACCGGAAGAGAUAAGGCUAUAUAUUUGAGGCAUAGUCUCAUUGGUAUGAGGAAAACACUUGUGUUUUACAAGGGAAGAGCCCCAAAUGGUCAAAAAUCCGAUUGGAUAAUGCACGAAUACCGCUUAGAAACCGACGAAAACGGAACUCCUCAGGAAGAAGGAUGGGUUGUGUGUAGGGUUUUCAAGAAGAGAUUGGCUGCAGUUAGACGAAUGGGAGAUUACGACUCAUCGCCUUCACAUUGGUACGACGAUCAGCUCUCUUUUAUGGCCUCUGAGCUCGAGGCAAAUGGUCCUCGCCGGAUUCUCCCCAAUCAUCAUCAGCAGCAGCACCAUCACGAGCACCAUCAGCAUCUGCCAUAUGGACUCAAUGCAUCUGCUUACAAUCUCAACAACCCUAACUUGCAAUGCAAGCAAGAGCUAGAACUACAAUACAACCACCUGGUACAACAACAACAUCUUCUUCAUGAAUCUCCUUUAUCAUUCCUACAACUCCCUCAACUUGAAAGCCCUAAGAUCCAACAAGAAAAUAGUAAUUGCAACUCUCUUCCUUAUGGAACAAGCAACAUCGAUAAUAACUCGAGCCAUAAUGCUAACUUGCAGCAGUCUAAUCUCGCGCAUGAGGAACAAUUGGGUCAAGGGAAUCAGAGUUUCAGCUCUAUAUACAUGAAUAGCGGGAACGAGCAAGCGAUGGACCAAGUCACAGACUGGAGAGUACUCGAUAAAUUUGUUGCUUCUCAGCUAAGCAACGAGGAGGCCGUCACAGCUUCUGCUUCUCUACAGAACAAUGUCAAGGACACAAGCAACGCGGAGUACCAAGUUGAUGGAGAAAAUGAUCCAAAAAGGGUUUCAGACAUGGGAGAAGAGUAUGCUGCUUCUACUUCUUCGAGUUGUCAGAUUGAUCUAUGGAAGUGAGCAGAAGGAGAAGAUUAUAUCAUAUAAAUGCAUAUAUAUAUAUACAUAUAUCUAUAUACGUACACACGAACACUAAUCAAGUGUAGAUGAUGAUGAUGGUACAGUUAUAUAUUUGCUUUAAUUGAUUCUUACUACAUUAUUGAACUUAUAAUAUAUGCAUACAUAUACAUUGCGUAUCUAUGCAUGUAUACUUGUCCUCAAUAUGUUUAA
Messenger RNA from Thlaspi arvense, 1872 nucleotides. The record is from the annotation of a GenBank genome assembly. Lineage: Eukaryota; Viridiplantae; Streptophyta; Magnoliopsida; Brassicales; Brassicaceae.